This is a messenger RNA of Oncorhynchus gorbuscha (pink salmon), 10376 nucleotides long. Its product is annotated as sterile alpha motif domain-containing protein 9-like. The coding region runs from base 47 to 4642 and encodes 1531 amino acids. The record is from RefSeq and is a predicted model, not a curated record. The transcript has 4 exons. Gene Ontology annotation, molecular function: protein binding. Lineage: Eukaryota; Metazoa; Chordata; Actinopteri; Salmoniformes; Salmonidae. Gene Ontology annotation, cellular component: cytoplasm.
UGUGACUGUAUCUCUAUGCAGCUGGAAUGGUCAUAUUUUAUUCACAAUGAGCCAUUCAAUUGAGUCUGCAACUCAGAUCAAAAAGUGGACGAAGGAAGAAGUUCAUCAGUGGUUGACGACGCAGGUUAACAUUCACCAUAUAUAUGCAGACAAGUUGCUAGAAGAGGAGGUAUCAGGGGAAUACCUAGAAUACUUCCAAAAGAAGGAUCUUCUGGAUCUGAACAUAAAACAUGGUCCGGCUGUGAAAAUUGUGUCAAUGCUUGAGGAUUUGAAGAGUGGAUUACAGCAUAAAUCACAAUUUCCUGCAUACAUCAAGAAAUGGACACCAGAACAAGUUUGUCAGUGGUUAAGGGAAGAGGCAAAGUUAUACCACCAAUAUGUAGGGCGGAUUUUGGAAGAGGAAGUGUCAGGCGAUUGCCUGUUUUGCUUCAAAAAGAAUGAUCUUGUGGAACUAGGCAUUAAACAUGGUCCUGCUGUUAAAAUAAUUGGCAUGCUAGAACAGUUAAACAAUGGACCAGAGCCUAUAUUACAACCCCCCACACACAUCAACAGUGACCAAGAAAAUCUACAGAAACCACCUGAGAAUCAAGAAGAACUAUGUCAAACUCUACCGGUUCAGACUGUAUCCCCCAUGAAGACAGAACCAAACACGGAAGAGCCCAGAAUAGUGGAACCACCAGGGAAAACUGUUACAAGAAAGAAAGAACCAAAACCACAGGCCAUGGGUGCAGAAAUGUUACCGUCCAAGAUGACAAGUUCACUUACCUUGCUCCAGAAUACCCUUGACGACUUACAGCAGGACGAGUUUAAACGGUUUAAGUCUUGUCUGAAAGACUUCAAACUGAAUGGAUGUAGAUCGAUUGCACGGUGUCACUUGGAAGACAACAAGAGCCGCACAGAUGUAGCGGACUCAAUGACAAAGCACUAUGAGGAAGAGACAUUAAAUGUCACACUUCAGAUUCUAGAGAGAAUCAGACACAAUGAACUUGCUGGCCAACUGAAAAGUGCUAUGGGUCUACAAAUGAUGAAAGCACAAGACGGCAAAAACAAUUUGAGAAGAGAGACCAAUCAGGGUGAUAAAUUGAAGAACUUGUUAACUUAUGGAGGAAAUAUGAUGGACUACUAUGAUCGAUUCGUUAUUGUUAUGAACAAGAGUCGCACUGAGCAACUAGAAUAUCUUCCAUUUCUGAGCAAGUUGAAAUUGUUCUGUGUCCUGGACUUUGAUCCUGACUCUGCAGCUCCUGGUGGCGUAUGCAGUUCAUACAGAGAAUCAAGAGUGGCAAAUCUCCAUCUCCCAGCCCAAUUCCAAGGCGAACCAAAUGUUGUGAUAAAAAAUCUCAACCUGUAUAACCAGACCAGCUGGGUUUUUUGUAAUGGGAGGCAUGACCUUGAAAGUAAAUCUGUUAGACAGCUGGACUACAAAGUCUGGUUCAAGGAGAAACGCAAAGAGAUCGAGCAUAUGGUUUCAUUCAUUUGCAAACCUGAAGUUCUUCCAAAUGGAAGAACUCUUGUCAUAUUUCUUCUACUGUCACCUGUAUCUGAUAGAGAUCCUGUCUUUGAUACUUUCCUGGCAUUCUACUCACAUGCCGAGGAAAGCAUUGUGAGUAUUUGUGAAUCUAGGAGCACAUUUGAGAAAUGGAAAGACUUGAUACAGGAGAAAUGUGAGUCUGACAUCAGCACGCAAUCAAUAUAUGAGUUGACACUCAGUGAAGUCAAUGGUACUAUAAUGUCACUUGGACCACACAAUCAGCCAUCAGGAAGACUCCUUCCAUCUUCUGACUCCAGCACUGUUGUUCUCCAACAAAAGGAUGAAGACCGAUUGACAGCUCUAGACAUUUUGUGUCAGAAUGAAUGUGAGAAAGUCUAUGAAGAAAAUAGCACAGAGUUUAAAGCCUUCAAAAUCAAAGUAGAAAAGGAAUUCUACAGAGGGGGUAAAGUCAACUGGUGGAACUUCUAUUUUUGUGAGAAACGCAAAGCAAAACCUUUCAUUAGAAGAGACAAAUAUGACAAUCUCAUGAAAAUUGUGAAAUGUCAGACAAAAGAUCCCAAAACCACAUGUGUUUUGCUGAAUUUGUUCCACCACCCAGGUUGCGGAGGCACCACCUUAGCAAUGCAUGUGAUGUGGGAUUUACGUAGAGAAUUCAGAUGUGCUGUGUUGAAGGACAAUACAUUACCAAAAGCUGAAGUGGCUGUUCAAGUCAAAAAGCUGAUGAGGCUUGGGAAAAGUGACAAAUCUCAGAAUACACCAGUUCUGUUGUUAGUAGAUGAUUCAAAGGAAGCAGAAAACACACAAACUCUGCAGAACUGCAUACGCAAAACUGUUGAAGAGGACUACACAGGCAGAACUGUGGAAGAUUCAUCAAAUUCACAAGUCAUCAUCCUGAGUUGUGUUCGAUCCCAUAACCCCAAGGUCCAGUACAAACACUGUGCAACAGAAAGUCAGUACAUCACCGCUAUACUAACGAAAAAGGAACAAGAUGAUUUUGAGGAAAAACUUAAAGAACUUAAAGAAAGUCAUGAAAAACCGGAAAACUUCUACAGCUUCAUGAUCAUGAAGAGCAACUUUGACAAGAAAUACAUCGCUGAUGUCGUCAGCCACACUCUGAAGGACUUAGACACGAGCACCAAAAAAGCUCAACUACUUUUCUACUUUGCACUGUUGAACUCAUAUGUGGCUGAAUCAGACAUAUCUGUGUCUCUCUGUGAGGACUUUUUUGGAAUGAAAAUGGCUUACUGGGGAGAAGACAAUGUACUUGAACGAAUGGAAUCUUAUUCAAAUUUGCUGAAAAUAGUUAAAGUCGAUGACCGCGGAGGAUACAAAGCAAUUAGCAUCCUUCAUCGUGAUAUAGCUUCUGCAUGUCUGGAAGAAUUGCACAAAAGCCACGGGAUUAAUGAGAGUCAAAUAACCAUAAACAUGCUACACUGUGAUUUGUUUUUCAAAAUUGGUGUAGUAAAAGACACCCUGAUGCUAUCAAUCGAACGCUUGCUGAUUAAAAGGCAGCGCAGGAAAGAUGGAGAUGAAAAAGAUACUCAGUUCUCUCCCUUGAUAGAGAAAAUUCACCUUCAAGAGGGGAGACACAAAAUCCAAGACAUCUUUGUGAAAGCAUCAUCCCGUUUUUUUACAAGUGCAUCCAUUCCUCAAGCCCUUGCAAGGUAUCUCUACCUCAAUCAGCAAGAUUUUCCGCAGGCAUUGAAUUGGGCAGAAAACGCCAAGAGAAUCACAGAAAACCCAUACACUGUCGAUACGAUUGGACAAGUUUACAAAAGUUAUCUUAAACAUAACAUCCAGAAUGAAAAGAAAAAAACACCACGCAAUCCAGGGGAUUUGGAUACAAACCUAAAGCUGGCAAAAAAUGCUAUAAAGGCUUUUCAAAGAGCUCAAGAACUGGCCAUGAAUGAGGAUCAACCUGAUGAGGAAGCUGAUGACAAUCUGUCAAAAUCCUCAUACAACAUCUUUGGAUAUGUGGGGGAAAUUGAGACGGUACUGACAGUCUUUGAAAUCCUAAGCAAGCUGCCAUUCUUUGAAGAAGCUGAUCCAGUAACACAGAAGUACAUGCAAAGCUUUCUGAAUGGAAAAAUGCCCAUCAACAGCGUACCCAAGAACGAUAAUGAAAUCAACAGAAAAUAUGUUGACAUUAUCCAAGAACACAAGUCUUUUCUCCUUAAUUUGAAAUCCCAAGUCAAAAAAGUUUUUGAAUUCUUAAACGAUUACUACACUUACAUGAAAGGAAAUGAUGCAGGAGACUUCGAGACAAGGAAUCGGACAAAAAUAUCAGGACACUUCAAGACAUAUAUAACACUUUUUUGCUCUUCACCAGAGGAAAUAUCGAAGGAACAAACAAGCAAGCCGAAACUUAGACUAAACAUGGACAUUGAAAAGUGUAGGAAGUUACUUGAAGAGAAGAACGCAGACACAUUUGCAGGGGUACUUCACCAUCUCGACAAGACUGCAGAGGAAAUGGAGGAAAUCAUUGAGUGCUACAAAUUUUUACGGCAAAAUUGUGAGCGAAUUACAAAAGAAAAAGACAAAAACAAUUUCAUUUUGGCAAACAUAAUUCUCAGCAUACUAAAGCCAAAUUCGAGAAACGUGAAGAGUCACAAGGAACUCACUGAUCUUCUCAUGCUAACAUUGCAAGAUAUAGGAGUGCAACAUCCCUUCCCAGAGCCAUACUAUCUGGCUUUGUUGUUGCUUUGGCCAAGUUCAAAUGCAGAAGAUGCAGAUAUAAGAAUAUAUGUGAACUCACUUCGGAACUCCUUCAGACGGAAAUUGUCCAAGUUUAUGAGGAUGAGGAACACCAUUGCCCACUUCUACUUGGGCCAGAGAAAUGGAUUAGAAAGACUUGUUCCUAAAGCCAAACUUGAUGAGUGUUUUGCACACGUGGCACGCAAGGCACGCACAAAUUUGGCCCAACUUUGGCGGAGUGGAGACAUUUUUAAGGAUAAGAAAAUAAUUGACCGUCUCUGUAGGGUCAAUGGAACCAUGGAGGAAGGAGAACUUUAUGCUAAUUAUGGCCAACUUAAAAUCCCAGUACGCCCGGCAUAUCUGGGUGGAAUAAGCAGUGGUUUCAGCACUGAAAAGGUGUCGUUCUUCGUAGGAUUUGCCAUAGAUGGACCACUUGCAUACGAUAUCAAGUAUGAAUAGGCUAUGAGAAGCCCAUGUUAUAAAGGCCUCAAUGAUGAACUGCAUGCUUUGGUCCAAGAGUGUGGACCAUGGGGGAAGUAUGGAUUACCACAACCUGACAAUCGAAAACAAGAUCACAAUCUACAAAACACAUGCUCUUAAUGGAGGCAUUGAUAAUCAAUGCUAUGAAAGGAAACAAACAUCUUCAAACUGGUUACCUUUUGACUUGACGUUAAAACAACAUUUUAGGAGACAAAACACCCUUGUUGUUGUGAGGUCUGAUCUAUCUGGAAUGUAUUAGUUACACACAGCAUCAUUAACUGGGUGUUACUAACUAACAGUAAAUGCUAAUAUGACAAACCUAGCAACGAGUACUAGCAGAUAGUAGCUCUGUGGACUGCAUGUUAAGGUACAAAUCUAAUGAGUUAUUAAAAAUAACUAAACUGGAUCACUGCCUGCCUGAUGUCCAUCAUGACAUGGUGUCAGUAUUAAAACAUUCCCAAAACUGAAGAUUGGUGAAGAUGUCCCACUCAAAUUCAACCCAGCAGAGCCGUUUGAUUGGCUGAUAGCCAUGGCUGAUCUGGAGACAAUGUUUUGGCAUCAAAACUGGACAAAGAGAGCAGUGUGGUGCGGAUAAAUUCAGUACUUUAUGCAAUUGGGAAAAAUGCAGAGAUGAUCAACCAUGACCUUUACCUUUGACUACAAUCAAUGAUGGUUUCGACUUUGAUGUGGUGACUGAAAAGCUGAAUGGACAUUUUGUGCCACGGCACAUUGUGAUUCACCAUUGAACCAUGAACAGAUUUAGAAAGGGGGAGAGACAAAUGAUUAAACUUUGAGGAAUCUAGCUGAAUACUGAGCACUACAAAGGAUGAACAAAUACGGGUUAGGAUUGUAAUUAUUAUUACAACUAGAGCAUAUCAACAAUAAUUGUGAUAAUCACGCUAGCUUUGCCCUCGUUGGUCCUAGCAAGCAUACUAGGUAGUGUAUCAACAGCUAAUCCAGUAGGAGCUGGAAGCUACAGUGAGCUUCGAUUGGUCAAACAUGACAUCGCAGAGAAUUUGCAUAAAGUUCAAGUUUCCCCAACUUAGGUCCCGCCCUGUUCACGCUCCUUCGCCUAUGCUCGCAUUGCCCAACGGUCCCCCCCCACCCAUUUCGCUUCUGUUCAUUCUUUUCAGGGUCAGUUACAAAGCAGUCUAAUUCUGAUGACGAGUGGCAUGAGCUCCCAGUGAAUAGCACACAUUUAAGAUUGACACUGGUGCAGAUAUCACAGUGAUGUCUCAGAGCACUUAGCAGUGCUUGCGUCAGUGUCCCCAUCUGGUCAACACUGCAACUAUUGUUCACGUCCCAAGUGGCAGGAUUGAUUGCAUGGGUACAUUCCUAGCCACAUGUGAGUGAAAAAGGAGAAAAGUACAAAUUCUGGACCACAUGCAAAUGUCCAAGUUAGUAGAACUGUUGCAUGCAAGAUGGGUUUGGCCCUAAAAGCAGACGAGAUCAGUAUUGAUGUGUUUGGAGAGAGGGCUACUGAACUGUGAACCAGUCAAGAUUGAGCUUAAGCCUGUCACAGUCCCCUACUCUGGCUACGCCACACAGAAUCCCUUUUACACUCCUCCAUAAAGCAGAAAAAUAACUGAUCAGAGUGGAAACAGAUGACAUCGUUGAGGAAGUCAUUGAGCGUAAUGACUGGUGUGCUCCCAUGGUGCUGGUGAUGAAGAAAAAUGGCAAAGUGCAAACGUGGACUUAAAACAUAUCAAAUGAAGCAGGUUCAUCUUGCCCAUCUUGGAGGAAAGAGCGUCACAGCUAUCCGGGGCGAGAGUAAUUUACACACUCAACUCAUCUAGCGUUUUUUGGCAGGUACCACUUGACCCCAGCAACAGAACUGACGACUUGUAGGAAGGUAACUUACUCCUGUAGGAAGAUUCUGCUUCAAGCACCUUCCUUUGGGAAUAACAAGCGCACCGGAAAUCUUCCAGAGGGAGAUGAGCAAGCUCCUGAGCGGACACGAGGGCGCAGUCAUCCCAAUGGAUGACAUAUUGUUCUACAGUGCAAACAAGAAAGAACAUGACAGGAAUCUGAGCAAAGUGCUACAAACCUUUUUAAAGAGUCGGGAAUAAAGCAGAACAAAAACAACUGCCAUAUUGGGAAGUCCGAGAUCCAGUACUUUGGUCAUGUGAUUGGAGCCGAUGGGAUGAACCCAGAUAACAGCAAAGUGAAAGACGUCACUGAGGUGUCCAGUCCAACAAAUGCUGGGACUGCUGAACUACUUGGGCAAGUUCUUGCCCAGCCUGUCAUCGGUGCUCCACCAUAUCAGUGAUGUAGGGAGACCCCCAGGAGCAGGCCUUCCGCAAGGUCAAGGCUAUGUUAGUUUCAACACAGGCAUUAGCAUACAACAAUGGCAGAAAACCAACCGUGGUCAGUGCGGACAUGAGCAGCUACGGUCUUGGAGCUACACUCUUACAGGAACAAGAAAGGUGGUGCAUUUUGUUCACGCACACUAUCAAAGAAUGGCAGGGUCAUGGGUAUGUGAACAAUUUCCCUCUACCGGCACGGCAUGGACAGCUUUAUUCUACAGACAGACCAUAAGCCACUCGUUCCAAUGAUCAACACGUACAACCUGGACAAAGCACCACUCUGGUGUCAGCGACUGCUCAUGCACUUCAAAGUGAAAGCUGUGCAUGUUCCUGGAAAACAGUAAGUGGUGGCUGACACACUGGAGAGAAACCCACUGAAAGAAAACACAUCAGACUCAGAAAAAGAAGUUCAAGCAUAUGGUGGAAAGCAGACCAGUGUCUACAGUCUACACACAGGCUGGAAAACAUCAGAGAGGUGACAUGGAGGGACCGAGACCUCCAAAUGGUUAUCAGCCACAUCCGAAAGGCUGGCCUCAGAGAGUAGCGCAGCUAACCUACUCGCUACAGGGAUACCACACAGCGAGAACUGGAUGGACUAGUGCUGUAUCAAGACGGGAUCGUCAUCCCAGCUUCACAAGAAGAAGAUGUUCUACAACCGAUACACAAAGGUCACAUGGGGCUGACAAAGUGCCCGAGAAAGACCCGAGAUGUCAAUGUGGUUGCCGGGCAUCAGCGCCUACAAAGCAAGAAAAGUGACAUCAUGCAAGUUCUGCACAGAGAGAAAACCAACUCGACUUGUCACAAUACCUUUAUUUAAAGGGUCUGUGGCAGAAGAUCACGGUUGACCUGUGUGGAGCUCGAAGGCAAUAAAUACCUUGUAGUGGUGGACUACUUCUCCAGAGACCUAGACCAUUUACCAACUACCACAAGCCUCAAAAGCAUGGUUGUGUGAUGGGGGAUUCCUACCAAGCUCGUUAGCGACAACACUACGCAGUUUGUCUGUACUGAGUUAGACGAGUUAUAUACCACCUCCAGUCUCUAUUACCCGCAGGAAAACUGCAGAAAAAGCUGUUCAAACAGUUAAAUGAAUUCUCAAACAUCCAAACCCACAUAUUGCCCUGAUGUGCUACCGCGCCACGCCUAUCAGUGGAACCGGAGAAAACCAGCGCAAUGACAAGACGUCAAAUCCGGACAACCGUCCUCACACUGGAAAAACUACAACCAAACACAUCAGCCACGAUAAUGUGAAACAUAAGUACCAGAAAGUCAAACAAGCGUACCCGUUCUUCUACAACAGGAGGCAUUCAGUGCACCCUUUACCUGAACUAUACCCUUGACAGAGUGUAAAAGUCAAGCUGGACGGAGAGAAGGGAUGGAAAACAGAAGCAGUGGUCAUCAGCAAAUCUCCAGAGCUGAGAUCCUAAGCUGUUGAAACUGAACAUGGCACUGUCGCUCAUAGAAACAGGCGACACCUUCAGGCUGUACCAGAGUCACCUACUCCAGACAGACAGCAACAGAACAACAAAGGAGUCACCCAGUCUACCAGUGAGGACAUCGCACAGGCCCAGCAUUACCACAGCCGGUGAGAAUGACCUCCAAAGGUUGAUAUGUAAAACUACCCCUGAGGUUUAGAGACACUUGAGAAAACAACAACAUUGAGACAAAAUACUAUUUUAGUUCCGAAAAGAGCAAGAAAAUACUUUUGAUUAAAAAAACUAAAAAGACAAGAGACAGCAGCUGUUGCAGGGCAGAAUAGUCCCUUUGUGGCUGCGGACAAACGUCUGUCUACCGCAGUGUCCUAGUUGACACAGUUAUUAGAAUUGUUCAGGUGAAGAACAAAACAAGGGGGGAAAAAUAUGUGCUUCUCUGAAAUACUAAUUGUUUGAACUGAAACAGUCCACGAUCGUUAGUAUUUGUACUAGGAAAGGAGAAUGUUAUUGACUUUUAUAUAUAUAUAUCUCAGAAACCGUAGCGAUGUCUGAUCUAUCUGGGAUUCAUUAGUUAGGCACAGCAUCAUUAACUGGGUGUUACUAACUAGCAGUGUCUGCUAAUAUGACAAACCUAGCCAUGAGUACUAGCAGAUAGUAGCUCUGUGGACUGCAUUUUAAGUUACCUGCCUUCUGAGUUAUUAAACCUAACUAAACUGGAUUGCUGCCUGCAUGGUUUCCAUUAGGAUACUUGUAGUAUAGGCUACUUUUUUCUGUUAAACAGCCACCAGACUACCAUGAAGGCAGAUGUUUUACUCUUCCAAUCCUCUGGGUUAUAUUUGGUAGACACUGCGAUUUAGUAAUACAGUUCAAUACUUCUCUCUUACUCAUUGAGACAAGAAUGAGAAUGAUGUGUUUUACUCAGUGUGCAUAGGCGCCAGCACCAAACAACAAGUGUUCUUACUGGGGAGAGUGACGACUAAUGAGGUUACUGCCAGAGUUCGACCUCAGAGCUGUAUAUACUUUGAGUCUCUAGUGUUUGGAGAAACAUCCAGCGAUAUUGGAAAUGCUGAUGCAAUGAGGAGUUUAAAUUAUAUAUAUAUAUAUAGUCCUUUCACUCUGGAUGUUGAAGAAUGUAAAAUAUCUGUGAAGUUUACAUCCUGCCAUCCUGGGAGAAACAUUCUACGUGCUCCUGGAUGCAAUAUCCAGAAAUGCAGGAAAAUGCAUGUGAUGUCUAACAAGUAGAUUUGAGAAUGGAGAAUAAUGAAGCAUUGUGUGUGUGUGCAUUGUUAGUUUUGGCAUAUCAACCUGAAAAAAAUGAAUAUGAAACAUUUUGUAUCAAGGUGACACUUAUCUUUAUGUUGCAGCAGGACUGUGAAUACACAUUUCUAAUAAAUAGUAAAUAUCUCAAUUUCACAGAUAUUGUACAUGUAACAUUGUGGUAAUCAAUGUCAAUAACUGUAGGACCAACCGUACAAUUAUGUAAUGAGCAUAUUGUAUUACGAGAAACUCAUACGAACAACAAGUACAGUUGUACAGGUAGAGAGAGAUUCUGCAGAUACGAAGGCCUGAAUAUUGAAAUGUAUUGUACGGUACGUGUUAUUCUCUAAUAUUGUUGAGUUACGUUCUUGUUUAUUUUGAUGGAUUAUAAACUAGAAUUGCUCCUGAGUAGAAUGGACUCCCUUUUGCUGCGACACAACGUACAGGCAAUUAUGUACUGUGCAAUAUGCAUGUCCCAAAAUGAAAAAUGUACUGGACACCGUGCAAUACGAAUGGGCUAAAUAACAAUGUGUUUAAAAUGUGUUUCCUAAAGUUUAUAAUUGUAAUAUUAUUAAUAAUAUUGUUAAUACUAUUAAGAAUAGCAUUGUUUUAUUUGUAUUACUGUUACUAUAAUCACUACUUGUAAUGCUGUUAACAAUAUUGUCAAUGCUAUAAUAUGAUUUGUGCUAUUAAAGGGGCAAUCAGCAGUUGUUACAUCCA